This is a messenger RNA of Pyrus x bretschneideri (Chinese white pear), 4722 nucleotides long. RefSeq names its product DNA topoisomerase 2. Gene Ontology annotation, molecular function: DNA binding; ATP binding; DNA topoisomerase type II (double strand cut, ATP-hydrolyzing) activity. NCBI's taxonomy places the organism in Eukaryota, Viridiplantae, Streptophyta, Magnoliopsida, Rosales, Rosaceae. Gene Ontology annotation, biological process: resolution of meiotic recombination intermediates; sister chromatid segregation; DNA topological change. The record is from RefSeq and is a predicted model, not a curated record. Gene Ontology annotation, cellular component: nucleus.
UCUCACUCAUUUCCUCACUCUAGAGAAUCUUCCGCCUCCUCCAAACGCCACCAACCAUGGCGAUCGAGAAGAAACGCCCGCUCCAAACCAGCAACAACGCCAACAUGGACCACCCAGCCCCGACCGAUGGCGGCGGCGGCAAGGGCAAGACGAUCGAAGAAAUGUACCAGAAGAAGAGCCAGCUGGAGCACAUCUUGCUCCGACCAGAUACCUACAUCGGAUCGAUCGAGAAGCACACCUCGAACCUAUGGGUCUACCAAAACAGCGAGAUGGUCAACCGUUCCAUCACCUACGUUCCCGGACUGUACAAGAUCUUCGACGAGAUCCUCGUCAAUGCCGCCGAUAACAAACAGCGAGAUCCAUCCAUGGACUCCGUCAAAGUCACCAUUGACGUCGAGCAGAACUGCAUAAGCGUCUACAACAAUGGCGCUGGAGUUCCCGUCGAGAUUCAUCAGGAGGAGAGGGUCUACGUCCCGGAGUUGAUCUUCGGACACCUCCUGACUAGUAGUAAUUACGACGAUACGGUGAAGAAGACCACCGGUGGACGCAACGGCUACGGCGCCAAGCUCACGAACAUCUUCUCCACCGAAUUCAUCAUCGAGACGGCAGACGGUAUGCGACAGAAGAAGUAUAAGCAGGUGUUCACCAACAACAUGGGGAACAAAACUACGCCAGUCAUCACAAAGUGCAAAGAAAGUGAGAACUGGACCAGGGUUACGUAUAAGCCUGACCUGUCGAAGUUUAAUAUGACCCAUCUGGAAGAAGAUGUGGUGGCGUUGAUGCAAAAGAGAGUAAUUGACUUGGCUGGAUGCCUUGGAAAGACAGUGAAGGUUGAGCUGAACGGAACUGAGGUCCCUGUAAAGUCAUUUCUUGAUUACGUUGACCUCUACUUACAAUCUGCUGGAAAAUCUAGAGAUACUCCCCUUCUAAGGAUGACAGAGAAAGUCAAUGAUAGGUGGGAGAUUUGUGUGAGUCUCAGCGACGGCCAGUUUCAACAGGUCAGCUUUGCGAAUGGAAUUGCAACAAUCAAGGGCGGAACUCAUGUGAAUUAUGUAACAGAUCAGAUCACGAACCAUGUGAUGAAUGUUGUAAAUAAGAAGAACAAGAAUGCCAACCUCAAAGCCCAUAAUGUGAAGAAUUAUCUAUGGGUCUUUGUCAAUGCUCUUAUUGACAACCCUGCAUUUGAUUCCCAAACAAAGGAAACUCUCACGAUUCGACCAAAUAGUUUUGGAUCUAAAUGUGAACUUACACCAGCCUUCUUAAAUAAAGUUGCAAAAUCUGGAAUUGUGGAUAGUCUUCUCUCUUGGGCAAAUUUUAAACAGAACAAAGACCUGAAGAAAACUGAUGGAACUAAAACAGAGAGGGUUCAUAAUAUCAACAAGCUUGAGGAUGCUAACCAUGCUGGAGGAAAGAAUUCUGAGAAGUGUACUUUGAUAUUGACAGAAGGAGAUUCAGCUAAGGCUCUUGCCAUGGCUGGUCUUGCUGUUGUGGGUAGAGAUCAUUACGGUGUUUUUCCGUUGAGAGGUAAACUGCUCAAUGUAAGAGAAGCUAGUACCACUCAGGUCAGGGAUAAUGAGGAAAUUAAGAAUAUCAAGAGGAUUCUGGGACUGCAACAAGAUAAAGAGUAUACCAGUCUUAAGUCUUUAAGAUAUGGCAGUCUGAUGAUUAUGACUGAUCAGGACCAUGAUGGUUCCCACAUCAAGGGACUUCUUAUCAACUUCAUUCAUUCCUUCUGGCCAUCGCUGCUUAAAAUUCCAUCUUUUUUGGUUGAGUUUAUAACUCCGAUUGUCAAGGCAACGCACAAAAAUGGGAAUACCCUUGCAUUUUACUCCAUGCCCGAGUAUGAGGCAUGGAAGGAAAGUUUGAGGGGCAAUGCAAGUGGCUGGUCCAUAAAAUAUUAUAAGGGGUUGGGAACAAGCACGUCUAAAGAAGGAAGGGACUAUUUUCAAAAUCUUCAUCAGCACAAGAAAGAUUUUAUUUGGAUAGAUGAGCGUGAUGGGGAGGCAAUUGAGCUUGCUUUCAGUAAGAAGAAGAUAGAAGAGAGGAAGAACUGGCUUCGGCAGUUUGAGCCUGGAGUACAUCUUGAUCAGAAGGAGAAGCUUAUUAAGUACAGCGACUUUGUUCACAAGGAACUUAUACAGUUUUCCAUGGCAGACCUGCAAAGGUCCAUUCCGUCAAUGGUUGAUGGCUUGAAGCCAGGUCAAAGGAAGAUUCUCUUUAGCUCCUUUAAGAGGAACUUUGUGAAGGAAGCAAAAGUUGCCCAGUUUUCUGGUUAUGUGUCUGAGCAUUCUGCCUACCACCAUGGUGAGCAGAGUCUUGCAAGUACUAUCAUUGGGAUGGCACAGGAUUUUGUGGGGAGCAAUAAUAUCAAUCUUCUUCAGCCAAAUGGUCAAUUUGGUACUCGUAACUUGGGAGGCAAAGACCAUGCAAGUGCUCGUUAUAUAUAUACUCGACUUUCUCCUAUUACAAGGUUCCUUUUCUCAAAGGAUGAUGACAGACUUCUUGACUACUUGAAUGAAGAUGGGCAAUCUAUUGAGCCAACUUGGUACGUGCCAAUUAUUCCAACGGUGCUUGUUAAUGGUAGUGAAGGAAUUGGGACAGGGUGGAGCUCUUACAUUCCUAAUUAUAACCCGAGAGACAUUGUUGCAAAUGUGAGGCGUUUGCUUGAUGAUGAUGCAAUGGUGCCAAUGGAUCCCUGGUACAGAGGAUUUACUGGAACUAUUGAGAAAACUGUCAAGGAGUCUGGUGUGAGCUACACUGCCUGUGGGAUCAUAGAGGAAGUCAAUGAGACGUCACUCAGGAUUUCAGAGCUGCCAAUCCGUAGGUGGACUCAAGAUUAUAAGGAAUUCCUCGAGUCUAUCUCUGAAGGAAAUGAUAAAGCCAAGGAUCCAUUCAUUGAGGGUUUCACACAGCACAGUGAUCACAGUACUGUAGAUAUCAUAGUCCACUUGCGUGAGGAGAAACUGAUGGCGGCCAAGCAAGAGGGUUUGCUGAAGAAAUUUAAACUGACCACCAGCAUAAGCACGAGUAAUAUGCACCUGUUUGAUCGAAAAGGCGUGAUAAAGAAAUUUGACACUCCAGAACAAAUUCUUGAGGACUUUUUUCUCCUAAGGCUUGAAUUCUAUGAGAAAAGAAAGAAAGUGCUAUUGGAAAACCUUGAGUUGGAACUGUUAAAAUUGGAGAACAAGGUUAGGUUUAUCCUUGGUGUCGUAAAUGGAGAGAUCAUUGUGAGCAAUAGAAAGAGAGCUGAUCUAUUCCUUGAGCUCCAACAGAAAGGUUUCACUCCUUUUCCAAAGAAAACCAAAGCCCUAGAGCCAGAAGUUGCAGGGGCAACCGAAAAUACAGAAGAUACAGAAGAGAACUCUGAGGCUGCCACUGAAAAGGGAGCACGGAUAAGUGACUAUGAGUAUCUAAUAUCCAUGGCAAUUGGGACCUUGACCAUUGAGAGGGUUCAGGCCUUAUUGGCUGAUAGGGAUAAGGCCAAUGCGGAGGUUGAUGAGUUGAGGAAAUCAACACCAAGGUCACUGUGGUUGAAGGAUCUUGAUGCUCUUGAAAUGGAACUCGAUGAGCUGGAGAAAAGUGAGGCUUUAGCAGAGUUGGCAAAAAAGAAAGCAAGAACCCAAGUGAAAAAUGUACCUGCUUCUAAGGGUACUAAACAAGCACCUAAGCCACGGAAAAAUACUAAGAAGGCCAACAAUGCAGAGGCUUCCAGUUCCGUGAUGGAAAUAGAGAAAGCUCCUGAGAUAGCGAAAAGGAGAGAAGGUCCAAAGAAAGCUCCUGCAGCCAAGAAGCAAGUGAAAUCCUCUGUUGUUCUGAGUGAUGACGAUGACGAUGAAGUGCUUGAGCUGAAAGAAAGACUUGCUGCCUAUAACCUUGAUUCGUCUCCUGAAAAUUCGGCAGGCAAGGAUACUGAAGUGCCACAAGAACCAGUCCAGAAGAAAGAAGCUAACAAAAAGGUGGUCAUGCAACUAGACAGCGACGAUGAUUUUGAAGAAGAAAUAGCAGCUGCCCCAAAGAGGGGAGGGAAAAAAGCUGCUGGAAAGCCAAGGGCGGCAGCAUCAAAACCCCCAGUAGCAGCAAAGAAGAGAGGCGCAGCAGCUAACAAGCAGCAGCCUCAAACUUCAUCAGGCCAGAAGCUUUUAACUGACAUGUUGAAGCCUGCUGCUGAGAGUUCCAGGGCUUCACCUGAGCCGAAAGUGAGGAAGAUGAGGGCAUCGCCAUUCAACAAGAAAAGCGGUUCUAUGAUGGGCAGAGUUGGUUUGGCAGAUGAGAUGAUUGAAAGCGAGGACAUGGUGGACACUCCUUCCACUGAAGAAAGAAGUGAAGCUCCAGUUGUAGCAAGAGCUAGACCUCAGAGGGUGAAUCGCAGGCAGACAAGGUAUGUGUUGAGUGAUUCCGAGAGUGAGCUGGCUAGUGAAGAUUCCGACUUUGAUGCAGUUGAAGACAUUGACGAUGAUUAGAGUAGCAGUUACUGUCUUUGCUAUGGGAAUUCUAGCUCAUUUAAGUUGGAUGCAUUUGCUGCAUCUUUCGGAUUAAACGUUUAACUGAGAUUUGAGGAUUUUAUUAUCGUGCUGAUAAGCCGAAGUUGAAGAUUUUAGCUUUAAGUUUGAUCUGUGAAAUGCAACUCAUUUUCCGAAAACUUGUUAGAGAUGUUCUUGAGAACUUGUCUUGUUCAGAAAGUAAAGCAAAAUUUGACUAGAAAAAAGUUGUGGUUUACGCUUU